Molecule: messenger RNA, 1566 nt
Organism: Papilio polytes (common Mormon)
Lineage: Eukaryota; Metazoa; Arthropoda; Insecta; Lepidoptera; Papilionidae
Product: venom protease-like
Exons: 10
Coding region: 150-1328 (392 amino acids)
Biological process (GO): proteolysis
Molecular function (GO): serine-type endopeptidase activity
Source: RefSeq, a predicted model, not a curated record
UCAGUAACAGAUAGGAACCGGUACUGAACACGCGUCUACCCUUCAGUAAUGCAGACGACCGGUUAGCAAGCACACGUGUUUAUAUUUUUGUAUAUAUCCUGUUUAAGCACAAAGAUAAUUCAAAAUAUCAAUAAAUAUAGAUUGUAGAGAUGUAUACAAUAUUAAUAUAUUUAUUGCUGUUUGACGGAGCGUUUAUGGAAGCGAUAGAGGGAGAUUCCUGUGUCGUGGAACAUAUAAACAUAGUAGGAAAGUGUUCUCCGCCAGAUAAAUGCAAUGCAGCUAAAAAUGACUAUCUACUAAACGGUAUCAAGCCCACAUUCUGUCAAUAUUCAUUUAGCAAUGUCCUGGUUUGCUGUAGAGAUGGAAGUAGUAUUUUACAAGCUGCAACUCAGACACUUAGACAAGAUAAAGAUAACACUGACAAUAGAAGAAUCAGUGAACGAAAAUGUGAAGAGUAUAGUCGUAUUGUGACACAAAACGUGGUUUAUACGCCUCUUGUUCCGGGCGAGAAGCCAAACUCUGUUUCGACAUCUUAUUGCCUGCAUUCUCACAUAGAACUGGUUGUUGGCGGCGAGAAUGCGAAUUUAGGGGAGUUUCCACAUAUGGCAGCAAUAGGUUGGGUUAACUUUGAUGACCAAUAUAAAUUUAGUUGUGGGGGUUCUCUUAUUAGUACGAAGCAUGUUUUAACUGCAGGACAUUGUUCCAGAAAUCCCCUCGCUAAAGACCCCAUUCCAGCUAUUGUAAGGUUAGGGGACCUCAAUUUGGACCCCUCAGUGCAAGACGGCGCAAACCCUAUAGACGUGCCAAUAAAAACUAUCCAUAUACAUCCAGAAUACAAGUCGCCUAUGAAAUAUCAUGACAUAGCUAUUCUAGAGUUGGCAGCGGAUGUUGACAUUGACAGUUCUAUUAGACCUGCAUGUCUAUGGUCGGGUGCUGACUUUGGACCUUACACUGUCGCCUUUGCGACCGGCUGGGGUACUACUGACCCACAUAAAAACCAGCCAUCAAAUGAUCUACAAAAAGUGUCUCUAACAUUACUUGAUAAUAAUAAUUGCGAUGGUUUAUUAAGAAAUACUAGAAAUAGACUGUGGCAAGGAUUUUCGGAAACGCAGAUAUGCGCGGGAGAAAUACGCGGCGGUAAAGACACUUGUCAGGGUGAUUCAGGAUCUCCCUUACAAGUGGAAGAUGUUAAUAAUGCUUGUAUAUUUUACGUGAUGGGGGUCACAUCUUUCGGUGGUAGAUGUGGUCAGCGGGAACAACCAGCUGUAUACACGAGAGUUUCAAGCUAUAUACAAUGGAUAGAAAGUGUUGUUUGGCCGCAACUAUAAAAUCAUCACCUAUACAUCCCCACUAAGGCUCGGAGCCUACCCUAAGUUAGGACAGUCAAUUCACUUCACACAUAUCUUUUCCUUCACCUACACGUCGGGUAAAUUGUUUUUUUUUUUUAUAUAACAAAGUGGCAAACGAAGAAACCACCUUGAAACCGCCGAAAUAGCGAAGCGACUGCCCAUAGACAUCCGCAAUUGUAAAUGCAUUGCCUAAUCUUAAUUGACGGAGGAGACGCAC